Messenger RNA from Cloeon dipterum, 1668 nucleotides. Its product is annotated as sodium/potassium-transporting ATPase subunit beta-1-like. Gene Ontology annotation, molecular function: ATPase activator activity. The transcript is spliced from 7 exons. The record is from RefSeq and is a predicted model, not a curated record. NCBI's taxonomy places the organism in Eukaryota, Metazoa, Arthropoda, Insecta, Ephemeroptera, Baetidae. Bases 524 to 1528 code for a protein of 334 amino acids. Gene Ontology annotation, cellular component: sodium:potassium-exchanging ATPase complex. Gene Ontology annotation, biological process: intracellular sodium ion homeostasis; intracellular potassium ion homeostasis; potassium ion import across plasma membrane.
UAAUACUCUUUGUGACGCGAUUUUAAUCAUUUUCCUGUGCUCAAAAUUAGCAAAUUCAAAUUACUCAUCAACAACACAUCUAAAGGAUAAGCCGUUUAUGCUUUCGCACAUUAAUAUUUAGAUAUAAUAAAUUUCACCAAAGCCAGCAUCUUGUAGUUUUUAAAAAUUAAUGAAAGCUUUUUAUUAAACACUAAAAGUGUAAAAGAGACAAGAUAUAUACUGGAUUUCUCCGUUCACUGCUCGCUUUUGCUUUGACGGCUUUGAGACAUGGUAACAUUGUUCUUAUCACAGUCAAAGAAAUUAUUAAAGUUUGUUACCUCUGCUCAGCACUUUUCGUGUGGGCUAUAAGCUAUAAGUCCCAAUAACUCUGCCGAGCGGAUAACAGGGGGCCCCGAGUGGCCGCAGAGGAGCUUGGGCCCAAUGUGGCCAUCUCUUUGCCUCCCCGCACCGAGGUCUUUUAUUGAAACGCCAGACUUUUGUCCCUAAAGCCACUGGAAAUGUGCGAAAACCAGCAAGUGCAAACAUGCUCCAACUCCAAGAUGAUAGUGGGCAAGUGGACAUCAAACCAGCAAAACCAAAAUUCGCAUCCGAUUUUCGGACCUUUGUCUACAAUCGAAAUGAGGGAAAAUACCUCGGCAGGACACCACUUAGUUGGGUUAAAGUUAUUCUGUUCUACUGCGUAUUUUACUUGCUCCUCUGUGGCUUCACCUUUGCUAUGUGGCGUGUUUUCAUGAGCAGCUACAUUGACGGAAUGACCACCCCACGACGAUUGCUCCAUGAUUCAGUAAUUGGAGCGAAUCCAGCUAUUACUAUGCGGCCAACUGGGGUGGACUAUCCUGAUUAUCUUAAUAUCGAGUCAAGCAGUACAAGUGAUUUAUUCUCUGACGAGGUUGCUACAUUUUUGAAACCCUACAACAGGCAUGCCCAAGACCAAGAACAAAUAAAUUGUGGCCAACUCUCAGAUCAUCAAUUAGACAGGUCGAAUGAGUCGUGCUUUGUGGACAUGUCUGCAUGGGAGCAUUGCAAGCAAAGCGAUGGCUUUGGCUACACUUUGAACCAACCAGCCCCUUGCAUCUUCUUGAAGCUCAAUCGAGUACACGCUGUACAUAAAAUUUGCAGAGAUUUUGACAUAUCAAUUUCAUUUCAGAUUUUUAACUGGGUACCAGAAUUUUACACCUCAACCAAAGAAUUGCCUGAAGACAUGCCCACGGAGUUAAAUGAACACAUUUCUGAACUUAUUGGCAUUCAAGGAGAGCUGAACAAAAUUUGGGUGUCCUGUGAAGGAGUGACGGAAAUUGAUAAAAGGAACUUGGGUGAAGUUAAAUAUAUUCCUGAGAAAGGCUUCCCAGGGUACUAUUAUCCCUUCGUGAAUGCUAAAGGCUAUCUGAGUCCACUGGUGGCUGUUCAGUUGGUAAAUCUUACGCGAAACGUUGAGGUCAGGAUUAAGUGCAGAGCUUGGGCCAAAAAUUUGAAUUACGACUCAAACAAAGAGGGUAUAUAUAUGAAGUUCCGCAUAUUAAUUCAUUAAAAAAUUGCAAAUUUUACUUUUGUUAUUUAAAACUACAGGUUUAUCAUGUUUGGCUGCAUUGCAGAUUGUGAUAAUAUAAUUACAUAUAUUUUAUAUGCAAUGUUACAAUAUGAUGUAAAUAAAACCAAAACAGUUUCAUC